AUGAAUGAGGAGUCUGCUGCGGGCCUGCCCUCGAAGAUUUAUGGCACCAUCGAACCAGAGGAAGAGUCAGCGGGGCAGGGGAGGAUUUCCCACAAAAGGUCUUACAUAGCAGUGGCUGUCCUAUGCUAUAUUAACCUGGUGAACUACAUGGACUGGUUUGUUGUGCCAGGAGUGCUUGAGAAGAUACAGAAAUACUUUUGCUUUGGGGACAGUAAAGCUGGCCUGUUGCAUACAGCUUUCAUCCUCUGUUUCUUGUUCUCGGCGCCGCUGUUUGGAUACCUCGGAGACCGAUACAACAGGAAAAUCAUCCUGAGCGCUGGAAUAACACUUUGGUCAGGCGUGACUCUUGGUAGCUCCUUCAUCACUGCGUCGAUGGACUGGUUGUUCUUCAUUUCGCGUGGACUGGUGGGUGUUGGCACCGCCACCUAUUCCACCAUAGCUCCUUCCAUCAUUGCUGAUUUGUUUGAGAAAGACCGCAGGACAUGCGUGCUAUCCAUCUUCUACAUUUUCAUACCAGUUGGAAGCGGCCUUGGCUACAUCCUGUCUUCUACAAUGGAGCAAGCCACCGGCAUCUGGAGAUGGGGCUUCCGAGUUACACCUUGCAUGGGAGCGGUUGGCCUAGCUCUCCUGGUCCUGUUGGUUCCCGUACCUGCCCGCCGGGCCGCUCAGAAGCAUGUGGAAAAGGCGAGCGAACAGAGAGAGAAUUCAACUUGGUGCAAAGAUGUCUCAUCCCUUUGCAGAAACUGGAGUUUUGUAUGGUCCUCGCUGGGUGUGACUGUCCUGACUUUUGUCACCGGAGCUCUGAGCUUCUGGAUCCCCACGUUCCUCUGCAGAGCUGAGACUCUCCAAAGCAAUGUCUCUUUGUCAACAGAGCAAAAAUGCAACGCCAACAACAGCAUGAUCUUUGGAGGCAUGACUGUUGCGGUAGGCAUUUUGGGGGUUGUUACCGGUGCUGAAGCCGCUAGAAGAUACAAGAGGAUUAAUGAGCAAGCCGACCCCAUCAUCUGUGCUGUGGGGCUGCUCGCCUCGGCCCCGUGCCUGUAUCUGGCGAUUAUGCUGGCCCAGGACAGCAUUGUGGCUACGUAUAUUUUUAUUGGCCUUGGAGAAUUCCUUUUAUCUUUAAACUGGGCCGUUGUGACUGACAUACUCUUGUAUGUGGUGAAACCCGAACGCCAGUCAACAGCGGUGUCUCUGCAACUUUGUGUCAGCCAUUUGCUGGGUGACGCUGGAAGCCCGUAUCUCAUUGGAAUUAUCUCUGAGGCAUUCCAGAAGAGCCGGGCUCAUCCGUCUGUCCUAUGGUCCUUCCGAAGCCUUCAGUACAGCUUUAUCUUGUGUGCCUUUGUCAGUAUCUUGGGCGGAGGUUUCUUCCUCCUGACAGCCCUACACAUCGAAGACGAUCGGAGGGAAGCUGCAGCGCCGAUUCAAGGUAUAGAAAACAAAAAUUAUCACUCAUAUGAACUACACCUGGACAAACCUCCUGAGAAGUAAGUGAACCCCUGCUCCCCCUGCCAACUGGAAGAAAAUGUCUGGAGAUCAACCCAGCCUCGUCCACGUGG
Molecule: messenger RNA, 1556 nt
Organism: Sphaerodactylus townsendi
Lineage: Eukaryota; Metazoa; Chordata; Lepidosauria; Squamata; Sphaerodactylidae
Product: protein spinster homolog 3-like
Exons: 12
Coding region: 1-1488 (495 amino acids)
Biological process (GO): transmembrane transport
Cellular component (GO): membrane
Molecular function (GO): transmembrane transporter activity
Source: RefSeq, a predicted model, not a curated record